Messenger RNA from Haemonchus placei, 399 nucleotides. Lineage: Eukaryota; Metazoa; Nematoda; Chromadorea; Rhabditida; Trichostrongylidae. The record is from the annotation of a GenBank genome assembly.
AUGAAGCUAGGUAGAAGUUUCGGGCUGAAGCUUCACCACCACCGACAUCAGGGAUUCGCACGAAUAGGCGGCGCUCUUGCAGGACCAACGUUCGAAAAGAUUACUCGCCUAGCAACAACCAUGACCGGAAUCAACUUUAUGACACAUAUCCUUGGAUGUUUCCUGAUGACUCUGAACAGGUUCACGGUGGUUUGUUUGCCACAUCGACAUCGAGAUAUUUGGCAAGCAUGGAAGCUGAGCAUCUAUCUUACUAUUGCAAUCACCAUCUCAAUUGCAAUUCAUAUCGAAGGUCUCAUCGAGAACUUCAUCUUUGAAAUAUCUGCUGACGGAAGAUGGAUUCGUGUCGGCCGCAGUGGUUCAUUAGAGGUAAGGACAGGACCACACUUUGCACUGGAAUGA